Molecule: messenger RNA, 4717 nt
Organism: Strigops habroptila (Kakapo)
Lineage: Eukaryota; Metazoa; Chordata; Aves; Psittaciformes; Psittacidae
Gene: MYO1C
Product: myosin IC
Exons: 32
Coding region: 124-3210 (1028 amino acids)
Biological process (GO): vesicle transport along actin filament; actin filament organization
Cellular component (GO): actin cytoskeleton; myosin complex; plasma membrane
Molecular function (GO): ATP binding; microfilament motor activity; actin filament binding
Source: RefSeq, a predicted model, not a curated record
GCGGCGCGGGCUCCCGUGGGCAGUCGCCGCCGAGGCGCUGGCGGAGUCGCCGCAGGACCCCGAGCAGCGCGUCCCGGAGGGCGCGGAGCGCAGGGAGCGGGGGCCAACGGCAUUCGGUUGACCAUGGAGAGUGCUCUGACCGCCCGGGACCGGGUGGGGGUCCAGGACUUUGUCCUGCUCGAGAACUUCACCAGUGAAGCUGCAUUCAUUGAGAACCUGCGGAAGCGCUUCAAGGAGAAUCUGAUCUAUACGUACAUUGGCUCAGUUCUGGUGUCUGUUAAUCCAUACAAGGAACUGGAAAUCUACAGCAAACAGAACAUGGAGCGAUACCGUGGCGUCAGCUUCUAUGAAGUUUCUCCUCACCUCUACGCUAUUGCAGACAAUUCCUACCGCUCCCUGCGCACGGAGAGGAAGGAUCAGUGCAUCCUGAUCUCCGGGGAGAGCGGGGCUGGCAAGACAGAGGCCACCAAGAAGAUCCUGCAGUACUACGCCGUGACCUGCCCAGCCAGUCAGCAGGUCGAAACCGUGAAGGACCGACUGUUACAAUCCAACCCUGUCCUGGAGGCCUUUGGAAAUGCAAAAACCCUUCGGAAUGACAACUCCAGCCGAUUUGGGAAAUACAUGGAUGUGCAGUUUGAUUACAGGGGGGCUCCUGUCGGGGGCCACAUCUUGAACUACCUCCUGGAGAAAUCCCGAGUCGUGCACCAGAAUCAUGGAGAGAGGAACUUCCACAUUUUCUACCAGCUGCUAGAAGGAGGGGAAGAGGACUUACUGCGAAGGCUGGGCCUCGAGAAGAACCCACAACAGUAUCACUAUUUAGUAAAGGGUCACUGUGCAAGGGUCAGUUCCAUAAAUGAUAAAAAUGAUUGGAAGAUUGUGCGAAGAGCCUUGUCCGUUAUAAGCUUCAAGGACAACGAGGUGGAGGAUCUGCUGAGCAUUGUGGCUAGUGUCCUGCAUCUGGGGAACGUGCAGUUUGCUGCUGAUGAACAAGGAAAUGCUCAGGUCACUACAGAGAAUCAGAUCAAAUACCUGGCUAGGCUUCUAGCAGUUGAAGGCUCUGUUCUUCGAGAUGCAUUGAUCCACAAGAAGAUCAUAGCAAAAGGGGAAGAGCUCAUCAGCCCCCUGAACCUGGAGCAGGCAGCCUAUGCAAGGGAUGCUCUUGCCAAGGCAAUAUACGGACGCACUUUCUCCUGGCUGGUGAACAAGGUUAACAAGUCUCUGGCUUAUGAGGAAGGAAAGUUUCCAGGCUGGAGAAGCACAACCGUUCUAGGAUUGCUCGAUAUCUAUGGAUUUGAGGUUUUCCAGCACAACAGCUUUGAGCAGUUUUGUAUUAAUUAUUGUAAUGAAAAAUUGCAGCAGCUCUUCAUAGAGCUCACAUUAAAGUCAGAACAAGAGGAGUACGAGGCAGAAGGCAUAGCGUGGGAACCGGUUCAGUAUUUCAAUAACAAAAUAAUCUGUGAUUUGGUGGAAGAGAAGUUCAAAGGCAUCAUUUCUAUUCUGGAUGAAGAGUGCCUGAGACCUGGGGAUGCCACAGAUACAACCUUCUUGGAGAAACUGGAGGAAACUGUGAAGAACCAUCCUCAUUUUCUCACGCACAAGCUCGCUGACCAGAAGACCCGCAAGUCCCUGGGACGGGAGGAGUUCCGACUAUUGCACUAUGCUGGAGAGGUCACCUACAGCGUGGCAGGUUUUCUGGAUAAAAACAAUGACCUUCUCUUUCGGAACCUGAAGGAGACCAUGUGCAACUCUGAGAAUCCCAUCAUAAACCAGUGUUUCGACAGGACAGAGCUGACAGACAAGAAGAGACCUGAAACGGCAGCAACUCAGUUUAAAAACAGCCUCUCCAAGCUCAUGGAAAUUCUCAUGUCCAAAGAACCCUCCUACAUUCGCUGCAUUAAACCCAACGAUGCUAAACAGGCUGACCGAUUCGAUGAAGUUCUCAUCCGACACCAAGUGAAAUACUUGGGCCUGAUGGAGAACCUCCGUGUGCGCAGAGCUGGGUUUGCCUAUCGGAGGAAAUACGAAGUCUUCCUGCAGAGGUACAAAUCCCUCUGUCCAGAAACGUGGCCCACGUGGGACGGGCGGCCCCACGACGGGGUGGCUGUGCUGGUGAAGCAUCUGGGCUACAAACAGGAAGAAUACAAAAUGGGACGAACAAAGAUUUUUAUCCGCUUUCCCAAGACCUUGUUUGCAACGGAAGAUGCUCUGGAAGUGAGGAAGCAAAGUCUGGCCACAAAAAUGCAGGCCACGUGGAGAGGUUUCUACCGUCGGAAGAAAUUCCUGCACAUGAAACACUCAGCAAUAGCCAUCCAGUCCUGGUGGCGGGGAACACUGGGGCGCCGGAAAGCUGCCAAGAGGAAGUGGGCAGUGGAGACUAUCAGGAGGUUCAUCAAAGGUUUCAUUUACCGGAACCACCCGCGGUGCCCAGAGAACGAGUAUUUCCUGGAUUACAUCCGCUUCUCCUUCCUCAUGAACCUCAAACGGAACCUACCAAAGAAUGUUCUGGACAAGUCGUGGCCAACUCCUCCUCCCUCGCUCAGUGAGGCAUCCCAGCUCCUGCGCCAGCUCUGUAUGCAGAACAUGGUCUGGACCUACUGCAAGAGAAUCAGCCCCGAGUGGAAGCAGCAGCUGGAACAAAAAGUAAUUGCCAGUGAGAUUUUCAAGGGUAAAAAGGACAAUUACCCUCAGAGUGUUCCAAGACUCUUCAUCAACACACGCCUGGGUAAUGAAGAGAUAAAUGCUAAAGUCCUGCAGGCUUUAGACAAUGAAGCCAUUAAGUAUGCAGUUCCUGUGGUCAAGUACGACCGGAAAGGAUACAAGGCAAGAGCCCGGCAGCUGCUCCUCACCCAGAACGCAGCCAUCAUCAUCGAGGAAUCCAAAAUCAAACAACGGAUCGACUACGGCAACCUGACAGGCAUCUCCGUGAGCAGCCUGAGCGAUAACCUGUUCGUGCUGCACGUGCACUGUGAGGACAACAAACAGAAGGGAGAUGUCGUACUGCAGAGUGACCACGUGAUUGAGACGCUCACCAAGACAGCCAUGCAGGCGGGCAAAGUCAACAACGUCAACAUCAACCAGGGCAGCAUCAAAUUUACAGUUGGACAAGGCAAAGAAGGGAUCAUUGACUUCAUAUCAGGAUCAGAACUGCUCAUAGCCAAAGCCAAGAACGGCCAUCUAACAGUGGUUGCUCCUCGUUUGAAUUCUCGAUGAUAACGUGCCACCACACCAGGACCUUCUCCUCCUCCUCCCUACAGAACUGGCUGGAUCAUUCCCAGCAACCCCCUUCCUUCCUCGCUUUGCUCCUUUGUUAAUUAUUACCAAAGACCUGCACUUCCAGAAAAACCCACCAAAUCCAUCCUGCUUUCUUGUCUUAAUAUCCAAUCCCAAAAGAGAGGCCUUCUCCUCCUUACCUUAGUGGCAAAGGCGUGGGGCCAAGGCACCGUCUGGAACCGCGGCUCACAAUCCGUGGCUGGGCUUUAAGAGGUAACUUUGACUCCAGGAGAGUUUAAAGCCUUGAUGGAAACAACCAAAACUUGUGCUUGACACCAUCCGAAAGCACAAAGGGAACCCAAAACUCUGCUGCUUUGGCAGCCCAAUCCAUGAGAUGCCAAACUUUCUAUUCACAAAAAGAAUGUUUGAUGAAGAAUUUUGCUCCGAGAUGUUGUGUGACAAGAUAUUAAAGCCAUAUUAUGUAAAUGAGUAAGAAAAAAACCCUGUAAAUACUUUCGAGUGGAGUAUGAGAGAUGCACUAUGAGAACAGGAGGCGAUGUGGAAACGUUUAUGGUUUAGAGUUGGAGGUUUUGUUGCGUUUAGUUCAUGGUUAUAAGGUAUUAACCCAUGAAACCAUCAUGUAACUUCGUCACUCAUCUGGAUCCAGAAGCUCUUACCUUUUUUUUGAAGUCACCCGUCCCAGUCUUUGCUCUAUAGUGCUAUUUUUAUACUGGUUUCAUAGCCACAUAUCCCAGUGAAACGUCAGUAAUACAACUCACAGAGGUUAUCACUUCUCCAGGCUGGAAAGGAAGCCUGUAAGUCAUCGGCCACAGGACAUGCCCUGCACAGCUCCUCAGCUCAGAGCAGCACCUUCAGAGAAAACUGCUUUUCCUCUUGUUUUUAGCAAUAACUGGAAGUUUGAGUUCCCACAGUAAAGCUCCUCACUGUUAUCCAACACCUCUCAGUGCUGCCUUCGGGAGGAAGAGACUCUGGCUCAGCACUGCCCUGGCUGCUGAGGGCUCCUUCCCAGGAGAGCAUCUUCCAGACUUCAGCUUGGAGCAUGGUCUCACCUGCACCACAGAGGCCAGCACUGCGCACCUUUAUUUACCAAGGCUGAUGGCUGCAGGGUGGGCAGCUGAGAGCCCUGUGUCACAUCACAGCUCCAUUUCCAAGCUGUACACCUCAAACAUGUGCGUUUUGCACUCUACCUGCCUUAGGAAUCCUUCAUGUUCCGCCUCUAUCCCAAUGCAGCAGCAACAACAGUUCAAAUAAGCCCUGAGUAAAAUAUACCCAAACGCUGCCACUCACCUACAAUUGGCUCAGUCUCUGCUGGUGGUUUCUGACCAGCUGCAGUUCCCAGGCACUGCCCCAGGCCUGGGCUGCUGAAUACACUGUAGUACAUACACCCCCCACUGUAUAUGCUAGAGUGUAUAUACCAUACGAUGCUGUAUACGCUGUUCUAUAACCUCUUCAAGACUACACUAAAUAAAUUUUUACAAAAGAGAAA